Messenger RNA from Hemisphaericaspora subhashii, 444 nucleotides. RefSeq lists its product as uncharacterized. Bases 1 to 444 code for a protein of 147 amino acids. Gene Ontology annotation, biological process: mitochondrial respiratory chain complex III assembly. The record is from RefSeq and is a predicted model, not a curated record. The transcript has a single exon. Gene Ontology annotation, cellular component: mitochondrial membrane. Lineage: Eukaryota; Fungi; Ascomycota; Pichiomycetes; Serinales; Debaryomycetaceae.
AUGUCUACUAAACCUUUAUGGUACCGUUGGGCAAGAGUAUAUUUUGCAGGGGGAUGUAUUACCGGUUUAGGGUUCUGGUUAUGGUACAACAUUAGACCAACUGACGAAGAAUUAAUAGCAGCAUUUUCACCUGAAGUUAGAGCCAAUUAUGAAAGAAAUAAAGAAGCAAGAUUAUUAGAACAACAAAAACUCAUGGAAAUUGUGAAAAAGACGUCAGCUUCAAAUGAUCCAAUUUGGAUGACUGGUCCUAUUGGAUCUCCAUUUGAAAAGGAUCAAAGAAAUAUGAAUCAACAAUUGGUUGAUUAUAAUGCUGUAAAUAAAUCUAUAGCUCAAAAUGCUCAAAAAGAACAAAUUGAAUUGGCUAAUAAGGAAGAAGAAGAAGCUGCCCAGUUGUUGAAACAAAGUAAACGGUCUUGGUUUGAUGUCCUUACCUUUAGAAAGUGA